Messenger RNA from Tachysurus vachellii, 4435 nucleotides. RefSeq lists its product as uncharacterized. The record is from RefSeq and is a predicted model, not a curated record. Lineage: Eukaryota; Metazoa; Chordata; Actinopteri; Siluriformes; Bagridae. The transcript is spliced from 17 exons. The coding region runs from base 290 to 3352 and encodes 1020 amino acids.
UCAGCAGGGUGGGUAAAUAUUAGCUUCUUCUUUUUUUUCUCAAUCUCUAAACAGAAUAAGUUUUUUUUCUUUUUGUUUUCUGUAUGGUUGAUCAUGCAAAUUUAGCAUAUUGUGAAGUUCUCCUUUUGUUUCCGUGAAAUCUGAUUUGGACCUAUUUUACUUGGAAGAAUUCAUGUAAACUGAUUCGGAGUACUUGGAGCCAUUUAGCCAAGAUCGCUGGAUUUGAUUGUAAGAGUUUCUAAGGACCAGAUUUUAAAAGCAACCAGAUAACACCGUGGCCUACAAAAAGAUGUCUUCAGUGUGGACUUCUGUCUUUCCCUGGGUAUUUUUGUGUUUGUUCAGCCCAGUAGCAACGGCAGAUCCAUCAGAAACUAUAAUCAUCAAUAAGGAUAGAGCAACAAAAGGAGAGGGAUCAUGUGUCACAAUUAGCUGCAUAUAUUGGUUUAAAGAAAAUAUGAUACUGUUGUGGCUUAAAGAUCCUAAGUGGAAUGCAACGAAACAUGCAUUUGAUGGAACGGUUGUAUAUAGUAAUACAAAUGAGCGGCUACAGGACCUUCAGUACUCUAACAGAGUGAAAUUUAUUCAUGAACCCAAUACUUGGGCCACAUGUUCAUUACAAAUUAAUGAUCUUAAAGUGAAUGACAGUGGAAACUAUACGUUUAGGUACAUAAAAGGAAAUGACAAAUAUUUGAGUAAAAUAUUUACUCUCACAGUCAAGGAAAAUCCCUGCAAAGUCCACAUUAAGCCACCAAAUUUGAACAGGUCACUUAAAGAAGGUGACACUGUGAGUUUAUACUGUGCAACAUCAGCAGACUGUUAUUCACAUCCUCAGUGGUCUGGUCAAAGUGAUUUUAAUGUGAAAAUGGAUGAUGUUGGGGAAAAAUACAGUGAGCUGAAUUUAACCUUAAACUGGAAAGAUGAUGGGAGAACUUUGAUAUGUCAACCUCCUAAUAGAACUUCUGAGGACUGCCUGGAUAGGAGUUUUACACUUAAAGUGGAAUAUGCACCCAAAGAAACAAAAGUGUCUGAGACCUCUAAGGAUGUGAAAGAAGGAGAACAAGUGAAAAUUUCAUGCUCCAGCAAGGCCCAACCUAACCCUAACUUCACAUGGUUUAAACAUCAAAACUCUUUUUCCCAGAUUGGAGAAAAUCUUAGUUUAUAUGUUAAGGCACCAGCAGAUGGAGGCAGAUUCUACUGUCAGGCUAAAAAUGAACAUGGACAUGACAAUUCAACUGACAUACUAAUCAAUGUCAUUUAUGCACCAAAAGGUGUCCAUAUCAGUCCUGCAUUCAAGAACCUCACCGAAGGAGAGCAGCUUACUCUCACAUGCUUGGUGCAAGACAGCAAUCCAGCAGUCGAAAGUCAUUCCUAUAAAUGGUACAAAGAUGAUCAAGAGAUUGAUUAUCAAACAAAAAAUACACUUAAUGUGUUAGGUGUAACACAAACUGAUAAAGGAGACUACCAAUGUAAGGCCAAAAAUUCAGUAGGAGAGACCAAAUCUGUCAACAUUACCAAAGUAUCUGUGUUGCAUGUUCCACAAAACGCAUUGAUUCAGGGCGUAAGCGAAAUAAAGUUGGGUUUCAGCCUUAACCUUAAAUGUGUUACAGAGGCCAAUCCUCUUCCCAACACUUAUCACUGGUAUUUUAAACCAGAUCGUGGACAACGGUUUCUCAUGCUUUCACGCAAGGAUGAGGUGUACCAAAUUGAGAAUGUGGCUGUUAGUAAUGCUGGAGUGUAUGUGUGUAGUGCACAGAAUGUUAUAGGUACAGGAGGAAACUCUUCUCAAAUGAAUGUUCUGGUGCUCUAUCCACCCAAAAAACCAAAUCUGACCAUGAAACAAGUUGUAAAGGAAAAUGAAUUUUAUUCUGUCACAUGUUCUGUAGAAAGCUCACCCCAGGGAAAUCUCAUGCUAAGCAGAUCCUCUCUGACAAACCCUGAAAAUGGCAGAACAAUACUUCACACAACAUUUGCGUCCAACUUUCUCAAUUUUACUUCCAAAGCAUCCAUGGAACAUGCAGGUGUGUAUACUUGCUCAGCGAAAAACUCAGAGGGACAAAACUCCACAAAUCAAUACCUGAAGGUUUUGUAUGCCCCUAAAAAUGUUAUAGCAACAGCAUCUCCUGGUAACGAGCUAAAGGAAGGAUCUGAACUUAAACUUACCUGCAAAGCUGAUUCUGUGCCUCAAGUGUCUGCUUACAUAUGGAAGAAAUCCUCAAGACCACACACAGUGACAGUAGGAAAUGGACAGACAUUAACACUCACUUUAGUGAAGAGCUCCGACUCGGACCAUUACUUUUGUAUCACCAGCAAUGAAAUGGGAAGUACUGAGUCCCCAACAAUAUAUAUCAGAGUCAAAUAUCGGCCACGCAUAACCAUUAUCCAUAAUAUGACAUCACUGGGUCUAUUGGAUGAGGCGGUUCCAGUCCACCUAAGUUGUAGUGUUCAGUGUGAUCCACCAGCCACUUUCUUUGCAUGGUACAGGCUGGAGGAAAAGACUGUCCUGUCAAAUAAUCAGAAUUACACAGUACAGCCACAAAACCCAGGAACGUACUACUGUGAUGCAAGCAAUGAAAUUGGGAACUCAAGAUCUGACCCAUUCGAAAUAAAUCAUAACCAAAACAUUAAACUGCUCAUCAUCGUCAUCAUCUCCUUAUUGGCCAUCCUCUUUCUAAUCGGUGUCCUGUUUCUGAUUCUGAGAAUCGUCCUGACAAAAAGAUGUAAAGGAACAAAUGAGGCACCUCAACGGUCAUUUUUCUUCUCAGCACCUCCAUUAUGGUCAAACUUGCGGUCAUCUGGCUCACGUAACAACAUUAGGGAGAACCUGGUGAUGGAGGGAUCUUCAGAGAUCUUUGGGAUCAUAGACAACCAUUCAAGCACUGCUGUUUACUCAAAUCCCCAAGCCAACAGGAACACACCAGCAGGAAGGCCAAAUUAUGACAUUCAAACAACGUACGAUGUUUUAAAGUUGCCUCCAACUAAGCUGAAACAUCUUCAUACAGAAGAGGAUUUAACCACUGUGAACUAUGCUAUGCUACAGUUCAUGGACAACAAUCCAGAUAAAAGUGUACCAAGCCUUGACAGUGGUGAGCCAGACUAUGCUCAAGUUUCAAAACAGAAACAUAUAGCAAAGGAACAACAAGGUGGUCAUGAAGAUUAUGAAAACGUGUCUGGUGGGUGCACUAAGAAGCAGCCAUUUCCAAACAUAAACUGGGACUCGGACACCAGUGAAUCAGAAGAUGAGGUGAAUUAUACAAAAGUGUCAUUCACUGCAACAUCACACCAUAAUCCACAGAAGGAUAAACACUUUUCAGAUGAGGAAGACAAAACUGAAUACUCUGAGGUCAAAAUUUAAGGUUAAAAAGAACAUUUAUGAAUGUGUGUAUAUAAAACAGAGCACCGUUGUGUGCUUCCAUGGGAGUAAGUCUUUUCAUUUAUCUGUGGCUAAAUAUUCCAUAUCUGAUUCUAAUUUAACUGAAUGUUAAAUUUGAAUUUUUCUGAGAAAAUGUAUAUACAGUAUGUUACCAAAAUGACAUGAAAACUUUUCUAACAUUGCCAUGUUGUGUUAAGCUAGUUUCUCAAAUGUGGGGGUAAAAACAGUCUACAUAAAGAUGUUUAAAACCUUGCUUGCUAAUUGUGAUUUCCCCUCACAGUGAAUGUUCAGUUUGAAAUUAAAUAAUGACAAUUAAAAUAUUUGAGAACAUUUACAUUGGUGGCUUUUGCUGAUAAUUAAAGUGCUGACCUUUUUUUUUGCUCAAACUGUGUUGUAAUUUUCUUUAUUUUAUAUUAUUGUAUGUUAUAAAUGUAUGAAAGUUUUUAAUGUGAUUUAAUUUAGUUCCUUAUCAAUUUUUGGGGAAAAGGAAAGUAAACCCUCCUAACAUUCUAUGUUUUUAGUUUUUAUAAUGUUGAUAAAAAUAUUUGUAAAGAUUAUUACUAGUGUUUAGAACCACCUUUAGACACAAUAAAGUAUUUUUUGUGAUUGGUUUGAGGAUUUUUGGCCCACACAUUGCUUCAGAAUUGUGAUGUUUAAAGGCAUACAUUCAUGCAAAGCUCUCUUAACAUUUUUCCACAUAAGUUUAAGGUCUGGACUUUGACAUGGCCAAAGUGUUGGUAGUAGGAAAGGUGUACUUAUUUUUUCUAAAUCUUUUGGAUUGUAUAAAAUGACUACAUACUGAAAUAUAUUGUUUUUUGUAGUCAUCUACAGUAAGUAUAUUGUUUUGUUAAUAUAGAAGACAGAGAGGAUCACAUGAUUAUUAUUUAGACAGUGGGAAACAAUCAUAGAAUUAAAGAAGGGUAUAUUUUCUUUUACCCCAUCCAUUUACAUUUAGAUUUUUUAGCUUUUGACUGUUAUAAUGAGUAUUUUAUAAUGAGUGCUGUUUUUGUUUAUCUUUGUGCAGACAUUUGUGCGGAACAAAUUUUCUAAUAAAAGAAAAUAAUA